This is a messenger RNA of Xenopus laevis (African clawed frog), 1843 nucleotides long. Its product is annotated as P2Y purinoceptor 4. NCBI's taxonomy places the organism in Eukaryota, Metazoa, Chordata, Amphibia, Anura, Pipidae. The transcript has 2 exons. The record is from RefSeq and is a predicted model, not a curated record. Bases 491 to 1561 code for a protein of 356 amino acids.
UCUAUUGCUACAUGAAUGGACCUUCUUCCUUCUGUUGCAGAGUUGCGUAUAAUUGUUGCAUAUUGGAAAUAGGGUUCUGGUGUGUGAGAAGUGAACGGGUUCAGAACGAGGGAUUGGGGUCGUUGAGGAGCAGAGAGUUUACCUUGGAGGGAGGGGGGAAGCAGAGGAGCCAAUAGCAAAGCAGCCUGAUAAUGAGAAGCAGCGACAGCCAGUGAUCCCUAAAGUGCAAAGUACAAAGAGGAUCAAGAAAAGGAAGAGUCAGAGGGAGAAGGAAAGUGGUAAAUGAAUAAAGAGGAAGAGAGAAGCGGAAAAGCAGGCAGAGAGAAGGAGGAGAGAGGAAGAGAUAAGACCAGCAGCGAUAGAACAGACGGCCAGACUGUUCUACCACAGGGAGAUAGAACACUGACUGUAACAGCUGAACAAGCGACAGAGCACAGGUGCCCCUGUGAUGCCUGGACCUCCCUAACCCUUCUACUUCCCACUCUCCAGUAUGUCCUUCUCUCCCUCACCCUCUUCCCCUAACUCUUCCCUCCCCACUUCAUCCUCCCAGGGAUCAACGUGCCAGCUGGAUGAGUCCUACAAGCAUAUCUUCCUCCCUAUCUGCUACCUCUUUACAUUUCUGCUCAGCCUGGGCCUCAACUCAGUGGUCCUCACACAGUGCCUACGUCACCCAAGGAACCCAUCUCUGGUCUACAUGUUCAACCUGGCUCUCAGCGACCUGAUGUAUAGUCUGUCCUUGCCCUUUCUCAUCACUAGCUACAUCUCCCGUGACAGAUGGCUCUUCGGGGACCCCAUGUGUCGCUUAGUUCGUUUCCUCUUCUACUUUAACCUCUACUGCAGUAUAUUCUUCCUCACCUGCAUCUCAUACCAUCGCUACAGGGGCAUCUGCCACCCAAUGCGCACUAUGCGUAUAGAGACCCUACGAUGGGUGAGGGCUACCUGUGUGCUGGUCUGGACCCUUGUAUUUGCUUUGACAUCACCCAUUCUGUUCUUUGCCCGGACAGGACCCCUAGAUGGUCCAGUUGAUGGAGUAACCUGUUGGGAUGAUGCCCUUGAUGAAGACCUUCCUAAAUAUGUACCAUAUGGGGUUUUCCUUCACAUAUCAGGCUUCUUCCUGCCAUUCUCACUCACUGCCUGGUGCUAUUCUCGGGUGGUACGUACACUGUGGCGGACAUUAAAGGGGGGCGUUGUGCCUGGACCAGUUCCUGGAGUUGCUCAGAGGCGCAAAUCAAUCCGAACCAUUGUCACAAUCACCCUCCUUUUUGCUCUUUGCUUUUUGCCUUUCCAUGUGACCCGCACAAUAUUUUUGGCCCUGAGAGCAGGAGGAGCUGCCCUUGGUGGUUGCCGAGCACUAGGGGUGGUGGCUGUCUGCUAUAAGGUUACUCGACCCUUAGCCAGUGCCAACGCCUUUCUCAAUGCUUUGUUGUACUUUUUAACCAAGGAACCCUGUGGUCGAGGGAACAGGGGGAAAAAAGGAGAGCCUAUUUCAAAGCAAGAGGGCAAGAAGGGACAAUCCAAGGAAUCCCAGGUCUGGGGAAACAUUUACCCUUCUUUCCCGUGAGAUGUACAAAAUAAAAGAAGCCAACCCUGAGUAAUAAAGUGAUGUGAUGGAAUUUCUGCAUGAGACAAGAUGGCUGUGAUGGGCUUGGGGAAAUGGGCAUCUAGAUGGACAGUUUCUCCUACUUGGGUGUGGAUGGAAGUUCUUGACCUGUGGAGCAUUUCUUUGAAUGGACAAUGUAAGCUACAUGUAGACUCUGUACCAAACUAUGCAUCAUGUUGUAGAAGGACAAUGGAUGCCCUAUGAACCAGGAUAAAAUGGAGUGUGAUGACUGUGUGUCGUCAG